Aspergillus heteromorphus CBS 117.55 is the source of this 1855-nucleotide messenger RNA. RefSeq names its product cytochrome P450. Lineage: Eukaryota; Fungi; Ascomycota; Eurotiomycetes; Eurotiales; Aspergillaceae. The coding region runs from base 306 to 1832 and encodes 508 amino acids. Gene Ontology annotation, molecular function: monooxygenase activity; heme binding; iron ion binding. The transcript is spliced from 3 exons. The record is from RefSeq and is a predicted model, not a curated record.
CCGGUCGGAUCCUCCGAUGUCAUUCCAUCCAUCCAGGCUAUAGUGGUUUCACAUCUAGUGUUAUUGCAUGUCUUAAUCCCCUCCCUCUUGGAAUAAUCCAAUGUCUUGUUGGAUAUAAAGUGACCAAAACCCCGACAGACUCGAACCUGAACGACCGAAGCGACCGCGACGAUUGACUCAACAAAGACAUGUUCGAUACAACUAACCAUGACGGGGACAUGUCGACCCUCUUUGGCGUGACAUUUAGUAGCUAUAUCUAUGCAGUCAUCGGGGCUUUGUUGCUGUACUUCAUCUACCAAGCAACAAUGGUAACCGAUAUUCCCCACAUCAAAGGGAUACCAGAGAUCCCCGGCGCCAUCCCAGUCUUCGGCCAUCUUCGACAGCUGGGCGAUGAUCACGCCAGUGUGUGCGAGCGCUGGUGGAAGCAAUACGGGCAUUCGGUCUUUCAGAUAAAGUUAGGCAAUACGCGCGCAGUGGUCUUCAACUCGUUCGAGGACUGCAGAUCCGUGCUUCUGGGUCGGCACCAAAACGCUCUCAUUGACCGUCCCAAGCUAUACACGUUCCAUGGAGUCAUCAGCAGCACUCAGGGGUUCACCAUCGGGUCGUCUCCGUGGGAUGACUCGUGCAAGAAGAAGCGCAAGGCGGCAGGGACAGCACUAGGUAGGCCCGCCUUAAGAAACUAUCAUCCGAUGUUUGAUCUGGAGAGUUACUGCAUCGUUCGAGACCUAUUUUGUGAUAGCCAGAAUGGCGAGGUCCAACUCAACGUCCGACCGUAUAUUCAGCGGUAUGCUCUCAACACAACUCUGACUCUGUGUUACGGUAUUCGCAUGGAUGAGGUCUACGAUGACCUUCUCCGUGAGAUCCUUCACGUGGGAUCGGCCAUCUCGUUGCUCCGUAGCGCGUCGGAAAACCUACAGGACUACAUCCCCAUCUUGCGCUACGCACCCAAUAAUCAGAAGACGGCCCGAUCCAAGGAGCUGAGGCAGCGGCGAGACGCGUACCUCAAUCUUCUGCUAGACAAAGUUCGCGCCAUGAUCAAAAAGGGAACGGAUAAACCGUGCAUCUCCGCUGCCAUUCUCAAGGAUCAGGAGACGAAGCUUACCGGGGUGGAAGUCUCCUCGAUCUGCCUUUCCCUUGUUUCGGGAGGGUUUGAAACCAUUCCUGGCACUCUCACGUCUGCGAUUGGAUCUCUGUCCACGCCCGAGGGGCAGAUAUGGCAGGAUAAAGCGUAUGAGGACAUCAAGAGGCACUAUCCUGAUAUCCAAGAUGCCUGGCUAGGCUCGAUUCACGAGGAAAAAGUCCCGUACGUCAAUGCCAUUGUCAGGGAAGCAGGGCGAUACUAUACCGUUAGUUCGAUGAGUUUGCCUCGCAAGACCGCGACAGAGGUUAACUGGAACGGCGCCAUCAUUCCUGCCAAGACUAUGGUCUUGAUUAAUGCGCAGGCUGGUAACCACGAUAUGGAUCACUUCGGACCCGAUGCCGACAAAUUCGAUCCCGAGCGAUGGCUGGAAACGGUCGAUCCCCCAGCCGAGAGAGAAAUCCAGGGUCUCCCACAUCUGAGCUUUGGGGCAGGAUCCCGUGCCUGUUCAGGACAGGUCAUCGCAAGCAGACUACUGUCUGUGGCCCUGGUUCGUCUUCUCUCCUCGUACAAGAUCGUGGCCAGUGAGGACGAGCCACCGAAUACCGACUACAUCGAGUACAACAAAUUCAAGACGGCACUCGUGGCGAUCCCGAGGGACUUUAAAGUCAGGUUGAUACCACGGGAUGAUGCGAUGACCAGGCAGUGCUUGGAUGCUGCGGAGCGAAGAACUAAGGAACACUAUCGGGAGUAAGAAAUUUGUUGAUUGAUAGUUGG